Molecule: messenger RNA, 461 nt
Organism: Mytilus californianus (California mussel)
Lineage: Eukaryota; Metazoa; Mollusca; Bivalvia; Mytilida; Mytilidae
Product: ankyrin repeat domain-containing protein 39-like
Exons: 5
Coding region: 168-461 (97 amino acids)
Molecular function (GO): protein binding
Source: RefSeq, a predicted model, not a curated record
UUUGGUAUGCUGCUUAUGAGGGUAGAUUGGAAGAUGUUAAACAACAUUUAACUGGAGGAGCUGACAAGGGAUAUAAAAAUGAAGACAUAGGUGGAUGGACAGCAUUACACGCGGCUGCUGUUCAAGGAAAUCUCAAGGUCGUGCAAUGGCUAAUUGCAGAAGGUGGAAUGGAUCCCUUGGAUAAGUCAACACAGGGUGGAUACACAGCAUUACACGUGGCUGCUAAUAAUGGACAUCUGCAUGUCGUACAAUGGCUGAUUGAGGAAGGGGGAAUGAAUCCUUUGGAUAAGUCACAGAAAGGAGAAACAUCAUUACAUGUAGCAGCUCGCUGGGGACAGUUAAAUAUAACAAAAUGGUUGAUAGAAGAAAAAGGAAUGGAUCCCAUGGAUAAGACAUCUGAGAAUGGCGGAGGUUCUGUGAACAGUAAAACCUUGUCCAAUCCACCAACAAUAACUAUAUAA